This is a messenger RNA of Sorex fumeus (smoky shrew), 3825 nucleotides long. RefSeq names its product glycerol-3-phosphate dehydrogenase 1 like (gene GPD1L). Lineage: Eukaryota; Metazoa; Chordata; Mammalia; Eulipotyphla; Soricidae. Gene Ontology annotation, cellular component: cytosol; glycerol-3-phosphate dehydrogenase (FAD) complex. The transcript is spliced from 8 exons. Bases 24 to 1079 code for a protein of 351 amino acids. Gene Ontology annotation, biological process: glycerol-3-phosphate catabolic process; carbohydrate metabolic process. Gene Ontology annotation, molecular function: glycerol-3-phosphate dehydrogenase [NAD(P)+] activity; NAD binding; protein homodimerization activity. The record is from RefSeq and is a predicted model, not a curated record.
AGCAGCUGCGUUCCAGCCUGGCCAUGGCCGCGGCGCCCCUCAAAGUGUGCAUCGUGGGCUCGGGAAACUGGGGUUCAGCUGUUGCGAAAAUCAUCGGUAAUAAUGUCAAGAACCUUAACAAGUUCGCCUCCACGGUCAAGAUGUGGGUCUUUGAAGAAACGGUUAAUGGAAGAAAACUGACGGACAUCAUAAACAACGACCACGAGAAUGUGAAAUAUCUCCCUGGACACAAGCUGCCAGAAAAUGUGGUAGCCGUCCCGAACCUCAGUGAGGCGGUGCAGGACGCAGACCUGCUGGUGUUUGUCAUUCCCCACCAGUUCAUCCACAGAGUCUGCGACGAGAUCACCGGGAGAGUGCCCAAGAAAGCCCUGGGGAUCACCCUGAUCAAGGGCAUUGACGAGGGCCCCGAGGGGCUGAAGCUCAUCUCCAACAUCAUCCGGGAGAAGAUGGGCAUCGACAUCAGCGUGCUGAUGGGUGCCAACAUUGCCAGUGAGGUGGCUGCUGAGAAGUUCUGUGAGACGACCAUUGGCAGCAAAGUAAUGGCGAAUGGCCUACUCUUCAAGGAACUUCUGCAGACUCCGAAUUUUCGAAUCACCGUGGUCGAUGAUGCUGACACCGUUGAACUCUGCGGUGCUCUCAAGAACAUCGUGGCGGUGGGAGCCGGCUUCAGCGACGGCCUGGGCUGCGGCGACAACACCAAGGCGGCCGUCAUCCGCCUGGGGCUCAUGGAGAUGAUCGCCUUCGCCAGGAUCUUCUGCAAGGGCCAGGUGUCCACGGCCACCUUCCUGGAGAGCUGUGGUGUGGCCGACCUCAUCACCACCUGCUACGGAGGCCGCAACCGCAGGGUGGCCGAGGCCUUUGCAAAGACCGGAAAGACCAUCGAAGAGCUGGAGAAAGAGAUGCUGAACGGGCAGAAGCUGCAGGGUCCCCAGACUUCGGCCGAAGUGUACCGCAUCCUCAAACAGAAGGGGCUAGUGGACAAGUUUCCUUUGUUCACCGCAGUCUACCAGAUCUGUUAUGAAGGCAGGCCCGUUAAGGAAAUGCUGUCCUGUCUGCAGAGCCACCCGGAGCAUUUGUAAAGUGACUCCCGCUGUGGGUUAAGGAAAGUUCUGCCUUUCUGAUCAGCCUUUCGGAGAAACCAGGACUUGACAACCGGACGUUGGCUUGACGAUACUCCAAUUAUGGAAAUGUAUGAAUUUGUACAGCUUCAUUUUCAGAUGCUGAGGUGUGGUUUGUUGGCUGAGGCACCCAGGGCAGCAGCUGGACACGCCCAUAUGAAGGCGCGAGCCUGAGUUCAUUUCUCCUUCUGCGGAUGUUCUCUGAACCAAAAUUAAAAAAUCCUUUUUAAAAAUUAUUUUGGAAAUUCUCCCACUUGGGAUCAUAGCUUCUAAGAUUGGAAUGAUCCCAGUGCCCAGCGCGGUAUUUUAGAUCCUAGGUGUUGGAAGGAUUUUCUUUUUACCCCCCUCUUCUUCAGAUGUUAAAAUGUAACCAGCACUAACCUGGUGGGGUGUCAGAUCAACAUACUGUAACUUUUCAACACUGUCUCAAAGCCAGCAUCAUUAAUUAACUACCUGGAUCGUGAGUUGAUCUUCUUUUUAACUACUGGGUGUUUGUAACUAGGCAAUCUACUUCCCCAUCUUCUUCCUGCUGCUGUUUUCUGUAAUUUUUAGUCUCUUUUACCUUGAGUAGCUGCCAGAAUGUGCAUCCAUUGGCAGAAGAGAAAGUGGACUCCAGUCUUUCCAGCAGUGACAGACACAUUCUUCUCCUCCUCAACUCUUGUCCGAUGCUUUUCCUUAGGGAGUACUUUGAUACCCAUGCUUCCCUGAGGCCUCACCGAUGCCCUGAGCGAGGCACUCAUGGUACCUGGUCCCCUGAUAGGGGUGGGAGGAAGCAGAUCCGGAGGUCAGUCCCAUCCUUUCUUCCCAUCCAAGGUCUGGGACUUUCUUAGGUGCCAGUGGGAUGCCCUGAUCUCCAGCUAAUGGGUGGUGGCCAAUGGCAUGGAUGGCCUUCCCCUGCCACAGGAAGGCUUCCUACCCCUGCGAGGCGUCCCCUCGUGCAAGCAGAUGCUGCUCAGCGUGGCCCCAGGCUCUGCAGUGGCUGCUUCCCUCAGCAUCAGUGCAGGCUCCAGGGUUCCACCCCAGCCCUGCAGAGAGGGGCAGGGUCUGUACUGUGCCAGGUCUACCCUGCCCAUCCCCUCCUGGUGCCCACUACAAGAUGAGAACCACUACUGGAGAAAAGGGACUUUUGAGAAAUGUGCAUUUCUCAAAUCAUGUUGCAUAGAAAGGAGGGGCCCGAGAGCCCAGGAUCUGCCAUGGGAGUCCCACAAGGCCAGCUGAGUUUGGGAAAGGCCACAUCUUAGAGGCGUUGAAUGUGUUAGCAAGUCGGCAUGCUCAUGGGACCCUGCAAGCUCUAAUACCCCUCCAACCAUGGAUUUGCUUUUGGCACGGAAAUUUGCCAGAGUUCCCAGGGAAAAUUGUUCUAGGCUGAGGUGACUUUAGGCCAGCUCGAAUGGGUUCUUUGUUGGGGACAUUUGCAUUCAGUCUGCCGGGAAGUUUUAUGUUGAUUCAGGCAAUGCCACCUAAGAGAUACUAGCCUGAGAGAAAUGCACGUUUAUGUCAAACGAGUGUUCCUGAUUCUAGGAUUAGCAUGAGAAGCGCAGGAAUCACGAUCUGCUGUUGUUGAUGGGGUUGGUUUCUGGAGAGCCUCGCAGAUACCAUUUGAAGUGCUAACCGGUGUUAGGGACAACCAGAAAAGUUACUUACACGUUCUCUGCUUCUCAGUCCCUUUUUAAGAUUUUUACCUUUUUCUUUUUCUGUUUUGGGGGUUUGGGACUCCCCCACCCCACCCCCGUUCUGUACCUGAAACGAUUAUAGAAUCACUUUUUGUGGGAAUUUUUAAAACUAUCCAGAACACUUUAGGGGAACUUCUAAGCCCCCUAACGAAAACUAUGAAAGCACAGAAAAUAGACUCCAAGUUCCAUUGACUUUAGUGCCACUACUGGAUCAGUCCAUUUUCAUUUGUCUAGUGAAUAACUUUUUUUAACUUUUAAAAAAAGUUUGUACAUAGGUAACAAAGUGAUACUUUUUAAGAAAUUUUAAGGGUCGUAAGCUCAUUGUGGUGUCUACUCAGCAGGAGAAUUAGAUGCAAGGAAUCAGGAUUUUUGUCUCUUGUCUAUUCUCAUCUGCGUUCAGCUUCUGACCCUGGGUUUUGUAGUUACGUCUUUUUUCUUUUCAAGAAAUCUGAUUGUACCUCUUAGACCGACUUAAAAUUUUCUGCACACUACGGAAGGAGGCGAAUUUCCUAAGUGUGUACUCUGCUGGUGAUAGGUAUUUAUUACUCUUAGAGUUACCUGUUUUUAUAACUUCCUGUGGUUCAUCUAUUUAAAUUCAUUUUUCUUAUCAUGGUAACUGGGAGAGGGACAUCUAGAAGAAUUGCUUACUUUGUACUCUUUUAGCCAGCCUGUGAAUAUAAACCUUACACUGAUGCCUUGGUAUAAUCCAUUAGUAUAAUUUGGUACAAAUAAUCUGUUUUUGAAGUCUCUCUUAGUUGGGGGGCGGGGGGGUGGGACUUGAAUCCUUCUGGGUUUUCUUUAUCUUUUUUUCUUUUUUCUCCCCACAUCUGUGGAUUUUCAUUUAACUCUCAGCUGGAACUGGCCUCUGGCACUGGCCCAGGAGGGGUGAGGCAUCACACUUCCCAAUGACCUCUACUUUCCCCACUUGUUUGAGUCAAAGAGCCUUGUUCUUGUAUGUGUACUAUAUUUGUGUACAGACUGUAGAUGGAUAUCAUUUAAAAGCUUGGUUUAAUAAACAUUUUACCCUGACCAAA